Hymenoscyphus albidus is the source of this 746-nucleotide messenger RNA. The record is from the annotation of a GenBank genome assembly. Lineage: Eukaryota; Fungi; Ascomycota; Leotiomycetes; Helotiales; Helotiaceae.
AUGAUAAAUGUGCUCAGAGAGCAACAAUCAGUCUGCAAGGCUUUCACUCGAAAUAUGAAAAGCAUUUUGGCAGCUGCGUCAGAUCCAUUUUCCGAUACGAGGUUUAGACAGACGAGAGCAAGCUUGAAUGAUUUGCUGGAAGGCAUCAAUGAGAGAAUUUUAGAACUUCAACGAUUGGCAGACACCGCCACUGAAACAUCUUCUGCUGUAAGCUUAUCAAAGCUUAUUUUAGUAGUAUUACAUGCUAAUACGAGUAGCUGAAUGAUCUGCUAGGAUUAAAACAGCAACAGAUGGGAGUAGUUGAGGCUCGACUUGAAGCCCGAGAAACUGUAGAACAAGGUCGGGAGGUCCUCCGCCAAGGCAGGACAAUUAUGUUAUUUACCGUCGUCACAAUUGUGUUUGUAAGUCGCGUAAACUUUUUCUGGUCAGCAGUAUUGCUUCUCAAUCAUAUUAAUACCUCAUGUAGGUGCCGUUAUCGUUUGUAACGGGCAAUUUUGGUAUGAAUGUUGCUGAACUUAAUGAUGGCAAUCUGAAUAUCCGUCAAGAGCUCAGGUAUAUGUGUGAGCAACUUACCAUUCGGUAACCUGGGAACCUCUUACUAAUUUCCUUAGUCCCGGUAGCCCUGAGCUUCAGUAUUAUCACUCUCGGUAUCGCCUUCAAAAUAUACACAACCCCUUAAGAGGUCUCUUGUUGGACAAGAAAAGUGGUAGAAAACUAUGUUAUUAUUAACAUAACUUACGUCAUCC